UAACAUAAUUUCUUUCUGAUUCCCGGAUUCCGAAACCCAUCGUCCCCCUACUCCUGAUUAACACGUCCGGCAGAUCCGACUCGUCGCCGGAGAAUCGGUGACCGGCUGAUACUUCACCGCAGAAUUCAACUAAGGGUUUUUGGAUAGUUUCGAUUAUCGCCUUGCAAUCCUUCGAGCUCCUCACUGGAACUCCCCCCAUCGAUGAUCCUGUCUGUCUUGUGUGACUUCACAAGAAGGAAAAUGAAGAUGGUGGCGGCAUUAGUGGUGGCUUUGUUGGUUGCCUCUCAGCUUCCAUUAGGCCUCACAUUUCCUUCUACAGCCCCUGCAUUUCUAUGGUCACCUCACCAAGAUGGAUAUAGUAGUAGAGAUGUAGAAGCUGUAGAUUACAGAACCCUCAUCGCAAAGGAUUUGGCCAAAUCUGUGAUGUCUGAAGGUGGCUGGUCAAGUUUACUGUGCUCAGGAAAAGAAACUCCACAACCUUUGGAUUUUGCUCUUCUUUUUGUUGGAAAAGAGUUACAAUCCGUGGAUAUUUCUAUGACCAAGAAAGCAGACCCUAUGCUUGUGGACUUGCUCAAGGUCUCUUUUGGGAACUCCAACUUUUCCAUGGCCUUCCCAUAUGUUGCUGCAACAGAGGAGAACAAAGCUCUGGAAAGCUCUUUGAUUUCAGAGUUCGAAGGUACUUGUGGCAGUGGUUUAGGAAUGCAUGAUAUUGCUGUCCUCAAUACGUGCUCUUUGGAGGGUGAAAGGUUUGAGAAACUUGCUGAUAUUCCUGCUGUUCGGGAUUACCUGGCUUUCAAGAUGGAAAAGAGAACCAUGGGACAGGCGAAUCUGAUCGUGGUUUGCCAGGGUGGAUCCCAGACUGAUCUAGAGUCUGAACAUCCACUUUCUGAGGCUCAACUUUUAUCUCAGCUCAUCAGCUCUGUGGAGCAUUUAAAUGCUAAGUAUACAGUUCUCUAUGUAUCCGAUCCUAAUGGCUCCAUCGAGAAUCGUUCCCACCAGGAUCUGAGAAGAUUUCUAGCUGAAGGCAAAGGAUCAACCAACUCAACAUGUGAUGGAGUUUGUCAAAUAAAGUCAUCACUUUUGGAGGGCCUCUUAGUGGCAAUAGUUUUGCUCAUAAUUCUGAUAUCAGGCCUUUGCUGCAUGGCUGGAAUUGAUACCCCGACAAGAUUCGAGACUCCACAAGACUCUUAAUUGGGAGGCCUUUUGCUGUAUAAUUUUCCCAUUUGUUUGUGGUGACAUCGGUAAUUGGCAAGAUGGAUGUAUUUAUUAUAGCAAUAGAACUUUCCUACAUUUGUAUGCUAGGACGGCCUUGUAAUUUUUGAUUACUUUGCUUAAACGGAAGGUGAUACCACUUUACUAGUAUUUGUUAGUGGAAUUUGACGUUCAAUAAUACAAGGUGUCUUCAUUUCGCUCUA
Messenger RNA from Coffea eugenioides, 1415 nucleotides. RefSeq lists its product as uncharacterized. Lineage: Eukaryota; Viridiplantae; Streptophyta; Magnoliopsida; Gentianales; Rubiaceae. The record is from RefSeq and is a predicted model, not a curated record. The transcript is spliced from 11 exons. Bases 202 to 1191 code for a protein of 329 amino acids.